CCUAUAUUUUCACCCCAUCUGAAUCAACUCGCUCUACGAUUGGCGACUGGAGCCCAAGUAUCUCGCUGCCUGCGGACCCCUAAUUCCAACCGUUCUUCAUCUCAAAAGUUCUACUGUAGUUGAUCGCGAUGGCUCAAUCAGGAAUCAAAGUUGCCGCUGAGUGCGUUACCGCCUAUGAAGAGCUGAAGAGCAAGAAGGCGUUCAGAUUCAUCUUGUUCAAGAUCAGCGACGAUGGCAAGGAAAUUGUUGUCGACGAGACGGGCAAAGAAGAUGAUUGGGAUGUCUUCCGUGAGAAGUUAAUCUCAUCGAAGAGCAAAGAUAAGCGUGGUAAAGAGGGAGUCGGUGCCAGAUAUGCCGUCUAUGACUUUCACCACACAAGUGGCGAAGGUAUUGUACAAGAAAAGCCUGGUCUUCUGAGCUGGAUCCCUGACGACGCUGGCGUCUUUGUCAAAAUGACCUACGCUGGUUCUAAGGAGGCGCUCAAGAUGGCACUCCCAGGCCUUGCUGCGGACAUCCAAGCCAGCGCAACCGAGGAUUUGGAGUAUGAAGGCAGCGUACGCCCAAAGGUAUUCAAGAGACUAUAGGCCUCCCUCGGGCGACGAGAAAUAGCCACCAGUGCGUAUGCACAGCUCAAUCGCAACACAGAAGAAUGAAUUGCACAACGAGGUCACGCCAUAAACCUUGGCGGGCCCAUAUGAGAGACGACCGCCUUCGUCUUUGGUGUACUUCAGUCUGAUGGGCUCAAUAUUCCACUGACUUGUUGGACGCGCGGAGAACUCAGAUCUAAACGCUCCAAUUGAUACAUUUCCCUACAUAGUUGCAAUAGUGACUUUCAAAUGUGCACUGUGCCCUAUGAGAUUACGCCGAUGCCUUUUCCCACGCAACUCUAAACAGCCCUGCUAGUCGCUCCCCCUCCUUCUCAUCUCGUAUCCGCUGUAUCAACCAUCCUUUAAGGUCUCCCCAGAACUUUUCCGUAUGCAUGACACCC
Messenger RNA from Pseudovirgaria hyperparasitica, 988 nucleotides. RefSeq names its product cofilin. Bases 129 to 584 code for a protein of 151 amino acids. Gene Ontology annotation, biological process: cell motility; actin filament depolymerization; actin filament severing. Gene Ontology annotation, cellular component: actin cortical patch; cytoplasm; actin cytoskeleton. Lineage: Eukaryota; Fungi; Ascomycota; Dothideomycetes; Acrospermales; Acrospermaceae. Gene Ontology annotation, molecular function: actin filament binding. The transcript has 5 exons. The record is from RefSeq and is a predicted model, not a curated record.